AUGUCUGCAAUCAGAAAAAUAAUACAACGGCAACUCUUUCAAAAAGACGAUGAACGCAUUCAAGCUAUAGUUAACGUAUCAAAAUUGGAUGGAAAGAAAAAGAAAAAUCAGACACUUCUCUGUUUGGCAGUUACUAUCGAGCACCCAAUCGCUGUUCGUUUGUAUUUCGUGAAAGGAGAGAAAGAUGAUACAUUCAAAAAGAAGGACCGUUUCAAUCUCCGAGAAGUGAGAGAAAUCGAUGGUAUUAAUCCAAAGAAGCCCUCUCCGGAGUUUCAUAUUACUAUUGGCGACCGUCAAUAUGUCAUUCUAGCUGGAUCUGCUGAAGAGAAAGAUGAUUUCAUUCGAGAACUAUACAAGCUCUCAUGCCAAUAUCUCCCAGUGCAAAUGCCUGAUUUCUGCAACUUCUCGCUUCCUCAACUUGAGGCAGAGGCUUCAAUCAUUCCGAUUGAACUCCCCGAACACGAUAUUGCCAUGCAAAGUGACUAUCAACCGGUAUCCAACAAAGAAGAUGCAGAUUUCCGGAAAUUGAUCGAACGGGCUGAGCUGACCAUAGGCGAUGCCCAUGUCUUUGCAGAAAUGCUGACUGAACAGUUACAGUCUCUCGAUGGAGCCAACAUUAAUUCUAUGAUGGACAGUGAGAACUCGGUAAACCAAUUGCUUUCGAGUAUUGACGCAGCGUUGACUGGUGUGGAAUCGGUGGAAAAGGAAUUGGAUCGAUGUGAUGAUAUUCUUGCGUUUGUGAGAAACAGCAUCGAGCUCAUCGAAGAGAAAGAUAGCUUGUCAGUUGUGGAGAGAAAGAACAAACAACGUCUCAAUGAAGAAGUAAUUUCGUUUGUUAAAUCAUUGGAAGCGGUCACAGAUGCACAUAUCGACACUUUGAAACAAGCUAACUUUAGUAACCCAGAGAGUGUGCAACGGUGUACGGACGCUGCACGAGCAGUGGCUCACUUCUGGCACGGACGGUUCUCUAAGCCGAUGCUUCAGAUGAAAGCUUAUCAGGACAGAAACGAUGAACUCACUGCAAUCGAUGUGUUUGUGGACCGGCUUAUGUCGCAUCUCUCUGCACUUUUCUCAAACUUGAACGACCUCUCGUUGGAUCAUGAAUGGCAUGAGUUGUGCAUCCCCAAGCAAUCUCAGAGGUUUCGUGCUCUUUCACCACUGUCUGAUUUGAUCAAUUGGCUCAAAACAAACCGUCCAAAAGCAUGCAGUUUGGUCCUACAAAAGUAUAUUGACAGCACUAACCUCCUCUACAAACGACUGUUCGACAACUUCUUUGACACUCUCAUCAGCAAAGUGCCAAAGGCAAUUGGUUCCGAGAAGAAGUCAAAAACAUCAGAUUCUGCAAACACAUCUCUUCGCUCCGAUAACCAAAGUUUCCUGAGCACUUCCAGUGAAAUCGACACUGAGGUUCUUCCACAACUCAUUGAGACCGUGUUAGCUGAGUUGAGUGCUGUCAUUGAUGCCGAGCAGAAAUUUGUUGUCCGUUUCUUCCACAUCAACUCUGAACUCCUUGCUCAAUUUGACACGACUUCCACUGGGAGUGGAGAUAGCUCGAGUCUCGGAGGAGGACGAAGCAUGGAGAAACAUAUGAACGAACAAGUCAGACAUGUAAUGGGAAAUCUGUUUGAUUCUCUCAACAUCCAUCUUGACAGUUUCUGUAGAGCAGUUUGCAGACACAAUCCAAGCAAUGUUCUCCUGUUGUUCGUCAUCAUGUCAAAGAAAGUUUUGCUUCCACAGGACCCAAGUUCUUACUUUUCAAUCACCUUUGGAAGUUUAGUGGUAUUGAUCAAGCGUCAAUUCGAUGCGUUUAUUCAAAUGGAAUGUGGCCAAUACUCGGAGGUUCGAAUUGCGAAGAAAACAAGAAUCGGGAUUCUUCCUUCAAUUUCUCGCUUUGCGAACUUUGUUCGACGUGCCGAGAUCAUAUUUGAAAACGCUGAGAGACGUACCGAUUUGGAAAAAGCAUAUUUCAACUUGUGUCGUGCAGUUUGUGACGGAAUUCAGAAAGCAGCUGCAAAUCCUUACAGCAAGUCCCCGUCAUCGGUUGUCAAGUUUGAGAAUUACCAGGAACUGUGGUCUACUCUCUCCGAGUUGAAAAUCUCAUGCCUUGAACAACAGCGUAAAGAUGCAAAAGCCCUCAAGGAAGAGCAUAUUGAUGCUUAUGUCAAGGAGUUUAUGGGCCGACCACUGAAAGAAAUUCAGACAUUCUUCGAUAACGUGAACAACUUCAUUGAGAAGAAAGGAAUUCGUCCGGAGGAAAUCUCAUAUCAGCAACAAUUCAGCAGAAUUGAACUGAAAAAGGUCAUUUCCCAACACCCUGGAAAAGAAGUCAAGAAAGGGCUCGAGCAAUUGUACAAGAAGAUUGAGAAGAACUUGGUUGCCAACUCUUCCCUUCUUCAAGUUGUCUGGAGAGAUAUGCAAGAACAGUUCAUCAAACAGAUUGCCGAGUACAACAAAUUGAUUCUCACCUGCUACCCUGCAUCUAAAAUUGAACUGGAAGUAUCGACAGACAAUGUACUCCAGUUCUUCUCCGAAAUCGCUCAACAACACUGA
Messenger RNA from Caenorhabditis remanei, 2550 nucleotides. RefSeq lists its product as uncharacterized. Bases 1 to 2550 code for a protein of 849 amino acids. Gene Ontology annotation, molecular function: phosphatidylinositol-4,5-bisphosphate binding. The record is from RefSeq and is a predicted model, not a curated record. NCBI's taxonomy places the organism in Eukaryota, Metazoa, Nematoda, Chromadorea, Rhabditida, Rhabditidae. The transcript is spliced from 13 exons. Gene Ontology annotation, cellular component: exocyst; plasma membrane. Gene Ontology annotation, biological process: exocytosis; Golgi to plasma membrane transport.